CUGAUAAGCCUUCGAGAUUUCGCACGUAACAUUGCACGCACUGAACCACCAUCUAUGCUUUUCCACUGGAGCAACGAUAGUGAGACGGUAUCUCACGCCACCUUUCAAAUAACAAUGAAUAACUUCCGCAAACUCGCAGACCAUUUCAUUACACAGGCAGAAGCGCUGUGCGAUCAGUUGAUGUUUGGUGUACGU
Messenger RNA from Fusarium oxysporum Fo47, 195 nucleotides. RefSeq lists its product as uncharacterized. The annotation marks the transcript as partial. NCBI's taxonomy places the organism in Eukaryota, Fungi, Ascomycota, Sordariomycetes, Hypocreales, Nectriaceae. The transcript has a single exon. The record is from RefSeq and is a predicted model, not a curated record.